Molecule: messenger RNA, 837 nt
Organism: Lactuca virosa
Lineage: Eukaryota; Viridiplantae; Streptophyta; Magnoliopsida; Asterales; Asteraceae
Source: the annotation of a GenBank genome assembly
CUGAUGCACACCCAUUUUACAUUUCCUAUCUUUUCCCAACGUCAAAAAGGUGAAACGAGAUAAAUCCCAUAUAAAGUACCAGUUUUCAGGCAUGAGUUCCACGUCAUUGGAAAAGAUGCAAGGAACAAAUAUAGCUGUAAAGUUUUGAAGUAAUCAAAAUCUGUAAACCCUUUUUCCUUUUCCAUAGAUUCUGAAAGAAUAUGUGCAUAUAUAGAUGAUAGAUCCAUCGAGCCUCCAUUAAAUACCUCUUUAUGCUUCCACACACAGACACCAUAACAGACGAUCAAAUGGCUGGGAAACAAUCUGCUUCUGCUUUCAUCUUCCUGUUGUUCUUUCUUUCAGUUGGGACUUUGAUAUCAGUUCAUGCACAGAAAACUUGGUGUGUGGCAAAACCAUCGUCCAGCUUGGCGACUCUUUUGAAAAAUAUAAACUUUGCAUGCUCACAAGUGGACUGUGGUUGUUUGCAACAAGGUGGCGCGUGUGCUACACCUGCCAAUGUAUUCAACCAUGCUUCAGUUGCCAUGAACUUGUAUUACCAGUCUAAAGGAAGAAACGCUUGGAAUUGUGAGUUUGAAAACUCGGGUCUUGUUACAGUUAGUGACCCAAGUUAUGGAGGUUGUUCAUAUGUUUAGAUCAUCGGGAUAGAAGUUAUAGAUCUACUAUGAAGAAAAGUUGCUUAUUUGAUAUUAUUAUCGUUUUUUGAAUCAAAUUUGUAAGCUUAAUAUAUAGAUGCAUCUCAUUUUGUAGUUUACUGCAGUUGGUUACUUGUAUCUCAUGAUUCAAUCUUUGUUGCCAAUUUGUCCUAUUUUCCACCAUAAAAAAUACUAUAAUUUGUCA